GGCAACGAGGGGGGCGUCUCCGCGUUCUCCGAGAAGUCCGCGCCGCACUGCGCGGACGAGUCGUACACGUUCUCCAUGGACGAGGCAUUCCUGCAGCGCUUGGCGACUCUGAAUCCCGUGGCAACCACGUUGCUGCGGGAACAGAUGGCGGAGGCUAUCUUCACGGAGCUCGCGGGCAUGCCGCCGCGCCACAAACGGAGGAAGUCGCAGCUCAUCGACGACAACACCCCCCACCGUGGCAUCUUCGGAACCCCGUGGGCCUGGCAUUUCGUGACCGAAACAAACGGCCGCAAGUCCUUCCACUUCCACGCCGGUGUCAUCGCAGGGGCCUCUCCUACAUUGUUGGCCGACGUGGCUGGGUACCCACGCUUGGAGGCCGCUGUGCACGCAGCCCUGGACUCGAUGUACACGGCCCACGUGCCAGCCGACUUGCACGCCAUCGACGUGGCCCGCCGGACGUUGCGUAUACCAGCGGAGCGUCAGACUUUCUUCCAGACCACCGACACGCCCACCCCAGAAGCCGUCCGAGAGUUUCACAUAGAUGCCGCCAUCACAGCUCUUACCACUGGACUACAUUCACACGCGGCCACCUGCCACAAAGGCAAAAAUGGCAAGCUCGGGUGCCGCAUGGCGAAACCCUCUGGACACCCCGUCCCCCAGUCUCGCGUCCUCGCAAUCCUGCCCGACGAACCCGCGCAGGGCACCGUGGGCUGGUCUUGCAAGUACUGCACCCCAGGCCGGUUGCGCGACAUCAUGAACAUGCCCCGCGCCGAUUUGGAGUCACUGGAUCCCUCUGCAGCGCACGGGAUGUUCCGAGACGUGUGCCGCGAACUCAGCAGCCUUUUGUCCAGACCUAUUCAAGGCCGCAACCUGAACGACUGCCUCAAUUCAUGUAGUCAAGACGACGCUCGUGCCAUCCUUCUCGCUUGGCACGGCAUGCGAUGCCGAAAUGCGGCCCUCGUGGACUUCAGCCCCACCCUCUCGGGAUGCGUCCGGAGCAACACCGCACCUCUGCACCUCGGUGCCCGGGAGGCUGCGAAGGGAGCCGGCAUGUACAUGGUGAAGAACCUCGUUAAAGAGGCACCGCAGCACGGUGCACUCGCCACUUCCUACAACGAGUUCAAUUCCAGUGCCGCCGAGCUUGCCCCGACACAGGCGGCUGCGAUCGCUCUCGGCGUCGCGCACCUGCAGCAUCUACACCACUUCAGACGGAACGCCGAUUGGAUUGCAUUAUCGCAGGCUGACCACUACGCGCACCGGUCCCAACAACUCGCCGACCUCACUUUCGACGAGUUCGUCAUGGGGAUGCGCAUCCAGAAAGUCUCCGCGGAACAGAGGGCAAAGAUAGCCGCCGAAUCGGGCAAGAGGGGCCGCCCUACGAACCCGAGCUUCGAACUCGAACCGCCGCUCCCUUUGGCGGGCCAGUACGUCAUCAGGGAAAAAUCCAAAUUCGACGUGCCGGUGUUUGUCGGAGCUCCUCCGCCCCGUCUGCCCCCCGAUUCCGCUCCGCGCAACAAGGCGCGCCAGCGUAUGGAGGUGGCCCACGCCGAGUACUUCACCGCGCUCUUCGUACCUUGGUCCGCGGCCCAACUGGAGACCGCGACCCCGACCACUUGGAGCGCUUAUCAGCGCCGCCUGGAGGACGCGGCUCACGGCUCCGCGCCUCCUGCAUCCGACUCCGUGCGGCACGGGAAGAGUCAGAGAAUCGCGGAGGGCCGCUUGUUCCGCAUCCACCAUGUGGCGACAGCCCUCACGUCGAAUACCCGGAAGACAGAUAUUAUGAGCAAAUGGCGCAUGCGAGACCGCACUCUGUGGUCCGAAACCACCUCCUGUCCAGACGUAGCCCUUCCCCCUGGCCGCAGCAAAGGUCAAGAGACCGACGCCGCCGCAGACAUCCGCAACUUACGCGACGCUGCCAGCGCCGACGUCAACUCCAGAGCCAUGAAACGUGACGACCCCCACGACGCACUCGCCACUCUCCGACAGCAGGGGCUCCGGCAAGUGCAUCUGCUCCAGGGAGCUGGGGGCGUGGGAAAGAGCGUGCUCUUGAAGGCGAUGCACGCCGUCUUACGACGCCUGCACUUGGGACACAUGGCCAUCACAGCCUGGACGGGAGUCGCAUCUGCGCCUUUUGGGGCGCCGACGCUGUGUUCUUUACUGAAAAUUGACUUCGCUUGCCUGGCUGAAGACCGCCCCGUGGACGCUGACACGUUGCAGCUCCUCCGCAAGGACUUCGCCGACGCCAUGUGCGACCCGGCCGACCUGCUCGUCUUCGUCGUCGACGAGGCCAGUUUUCUCGUCCCGGCAGCCUUACACCACAUCGACCUUCAACUAUAA
This is a messenger RNA of Prorocentrum cordatum, 2337 nucleotides long. Lineage: Eukaryota; Dinophyceae; Prorocentrales; Prorocentraceae. The record is from the annotation of a GenBank genome assembly.